GGCCAUAUUGUUGAUGUGUCACAUCGGGAGGAGAUCACUCAGACGGACUUGACACUCACUAUUCAUCAAAGCAGCUAGUAUAUGGCAUUUUAAAUGGAUUUAACGUAACCGUGACAGCAGCUGAAGGAGAUCAUGGAGCCUUUGGAUAGUCAGAGCGAACUGAGCCCUGCAUCUGAUCCCUCUCCAAGUCCAGAAGUCAGCACGGGUUUGGAAGGGUCAACCAACGUCCUUAGCAAUGGGAGUGGACCUGUUUUACAAGAACAGGAGGUUGAGGAGCAGACCGAACCUGACAGUCUUGAACUGGAUGCUUCUCUUUCAGGUAGUGUCGACAAAGAAGCUCAAAGACAAGACAUGCACAUGGAAGUACAGGAAGAUGAAGGAUCUGGAGAACAUAGGCAGACUGAUGGGAACAUUAGCUGUGAUAGUGGAACAGCCUCCAUCGAAGACUCCAGGACUCAGGAUAAUGCUGCAGAAUCCCUUUCUGUUAUUCUUGGUGGACAGUUGGAAUGUUCUGGGAUGGAAGAACCAACGGAUGCACUUCCAGAAUCAGAGAUAGAGGAAUCUUCUCCGUCUGUUUUGAAUGGGGCAGAUGAGUUGAAAACAGCCAAUGGGCCGACAGAACUUACCAGAACUCAUAUGAAUCCCACAUCAUCUUCUCAGGGCGAGGAACUGCCUGAUGUUGUUUCAGUGCUUCAAAACUCUCAAACCAACUCCAACUUGAACCCAUACGACACAGAGUGCAGUAGAAAGCUGUUGUCAGAGAUCGAGCGCUCGCUGUCACAGGAGUCUCUGCUGGAUGAAUUGGAGGACGAGCUGUUGAACAGUCAAUCGGAGGGCGUCCGGAAGGGAAGUCCUCCUAAUGGGCUUCAGAAGGACGAGAACUCCAUGGUUUUAUUCGAGAAGUGUGUACAGUACAAGUACUCUCAGCAGGAGAAAGCCAUCAAGGGGUUGCUUGAAGAGAAUAAGAAACAUCAGGAGCUUAUACUGGGCAUCUGCUCUGAGAAAGACAACAUGAGGGAUGAGCUGAAGAAGAGGAUGGAGACAGAGAAACAGCAUCUUUGCACCAUUAAGAAGUUUGAUAGCCGGGUGGAGGAACUAACGAAAGAACUAAAAGACUCCAGAGACAAACUGGUUCACCAGGAUCAGGCCGCUAAAAAUGCCAUACAGCAGAUGCAGAGGGAGAUGGCCUAUAGACUCGAACAGGCCAAUAAGAAAUGCGAGGAGGCUCGUCAGGAGAAGGAAACGAUGGUCAUGAAGUAUGUUCGAGGUGAAAAGGAAGCGCUAGAUCUUCGGAGGGAGAAGGAACAGCUGGAGAAAAAGCUACGGGAAGCCACAGCAGAAGUAGACAAACAGGCCCGGCGGGGAAACACGCUGGCCCAGGAGAAAGGACGCCUGCAGCAGCUCUAUGACGCCAAGGAGAAUGAGGUGACAAGACUUACACGCGAGCUGGAGAAAGUCAAGGAGGAAAUUAAUUCUCACGUCAUCAAAGUAAAGUGGGCUCAGAACAAACUAAAGAGCGAAACGGACACUCACAAGGAAACAAAAGACAGAUUAAAGGAAACGACGGCCAAGCUGACUCAAGCAAAAGAAGAGACGGAGCAGAUUCGCAAAAACUGCCAGGACAUGAUCCGCACGUACCAGGAAUCUGAGGAGAUUAAGUCAAAUGAAUUGGAUGCAAAGCUGCGAGAGACCAAGGGAGAGCUGGAGAAGCAAAAACAAGAGCAAACAGAUCAGCUAGAGAUGCACAAAGCAAAGAUUAAGGAGUUGGAGGAUCUGAAGAGGACUUUUAAAGAAGGCAUGGAUGAACUGACCACCCUGCGAACCAAGGUUAAGUGUCUGGAGGACGAACGACCCCGCUGGGAAGACGAGCUCUCCAAAUACAGAGAGAUCAUUAACAGGCAGAAGGCUGAGAUCCAGAACCAGAGGGAGAAACUCACUGCCAUCACUAGACUAGAAGAGCAGCACCAGAGGGAUGAGCAGGAGAUUGCGUCCUUGCAGGAGGAGGUGGAGAAUCUAAACUCUCAGAUCACUGACCUGCAGCGGGACAUUGAAGGCAGCAGGACGAGAGAGGCAGAGCUUCUGGGCUUUACUGAGAAACUGAGCAGUAAAAAUGCUCAGCUCCAGUCUGAGAGCAACAGCUUACAGGCUCAGCUGGACAGACUGAACAGCAGCUCCAGAGAGCUGCACAACAAACUAGAGGACACUGAGAGAUGCCUCUCUGAUGUGACGGACAGACUGAAGAGAGAGGAACAACAGAGGCAGGAGGACGUUCUGGCAUUACAGACAGAGAGAACGUCACUGCAGACAGAGACAUCGCAACUAAAGACUCGUGUAGAGGAAUUACGAGACGAACUGGUCACACAGAAGAGAAAACAGGCAGUCAACAUCAAAGACCUCACCAAGCAACUCCUGCAGGCUCGGAAGAAGCUGGAGCAGGUGGAGAACGGAGGAUGUGAUCGAGAGGGCAGCAGUAUGGGCAGCCGCUCCAGUUCCUCAGCUUCAAGACACCUCUUGUAUGGAGAAUGGAAUCACAUGAAUUUCACAGGCUCUCUGAAUGCACGGGGCAGCAGUAUGGACGAUCGUUCUCCAGAGAAUCAGUCCAGUUCUUCGGUGGUAGUGGUGGACAGCUUCCCAGAGGUGGACAAAGCUGUGUUGGUGGAGCGUAUUGUUAGACUACAGAAAGCGCAUGCGAGGAAAAAUGAGAAGAUUGAAUUCAUGGAGGACCACAUCAAGCAGCUGGUGGAGGAGAUCAGGAAAAAAACAAAGAUUAUCCAAAGUUAUGUGCUUAGAGAAGAGUCUGGAGCUCUGUCUUCAGAAGCCUCCGAUUUUAACAAAGCCCACCUGAGCCGGAGAGGAGGCAUUAUGGCCUCGCUCUACACCUCCCACCCUGCUGACAGUGGCCUUACUCUCGACCUUUCGCUGGAAAUCAACCGCAAACUCCAGGCUGUGCUAGAGGACACCCUGCUUAAAAACAUCACACUAAAGGAGAAUCUCCAGACGUUGGGUUCGGAGAUUGAACGACUAAUCAAACAGCAAAGGCUGCCGGAUGAUAAAGCCGGAAGGAAGUGAAAUCAUUGGAGGAGGAAGACUGCUACAGUAAACAGCACAUUCUGUCCAAUCGAGCCCGUUACGAAACCAUGUACUCCGUUUGGAAUCAAAACUGUGCUUUUUUUUUCCCCAUCAGACAACUUCAGUCUGACAAAUACACUGGAGGCACAGUUUGCGAUCUUUGAGAUGCUUACAUGACAAUUGAAUGGAAUGCAAAGAGAUUAACAAGAUUGGCUUUUAUUCACAUUGUGCCCAAUAACUAUCCAACUUUUCCGUCCCCCAUAAUGCAGCCUCGAUGAGUGGCGGUCGUCAGGUUCAGAGCAGCACUGCAGUCCUAAAUGCAACACCCUGAAGUUGGGUAGAUGAGAGAAUAUUCUCAUCAGUGUGACCUCACUCACUUUUGAAGAACAAAAUGUCCUGGACUAAUGGAGAAACGCAGAUUCUGCAGCUCUUUAUAGAGCCUUUCAGAGGCUAUUCAAUGCAUCGUGGGUUAAUGGCCGCUUCUCGCCGCUCUCAUUUCCCCCCCUCUUGCAAACGUGCCAAUUAAUGAAUGUAUUAUGUAAUGAAAAGGACCCUUGCGUGUAAGACACACAGCUCUGACCCGGGAGUGUGGGCAACAUUCCUCAUUCACACUGCUGCUCUGUUUCUGCUACACCCGGAUAGCAUUAUCUCUCGCUAAGCACUUAGGCGAGAACGGCCAUGCCAAAAACUACAGUAAAAUACAUUAAUCAGACUGAAUAACUACAUCUCAGAACUUUCAAUUCAUCUAGGGCUAGUCUUAAGGGAGCUUGUGGAUUUAUUAUCAGCUCGUUCUCUUUGGAUUAAGUUGUAAUUAAAUAUUAUUUUUGCUUCCCCCCCCUUUUCUACCUCUUCUUAUGGUUUUUUUGUAUAAAUGUUUUUAUUUUUCUGUGUUCUGUCUCUCUUUUUUAAAAAAAAAAACAUUAGUUUACUAGUGUGGAUGCAUUUUUUUUUGCUCCCAAUAGAUACAAAAGUAUAACUUCCCUGUGAAAUGAAGAAUAAUAUGUAUAUAUUAAGGGCAAAAGUGCAAUUUUAACCCCCCUUUUUGUUUGUUCGGCUAAGUCGUAAUCACCCCGGCCAGCGUCCCAUUAGAGACUCCAGCAAAACACCCGAUUUCAUGGCGAUGUAACAUAAGGUACGCAACUUCAUACAGAGUUGAAUCCAUUCCAACCUUUGAAUUGUGACCGCCUAAGGCAUCGCUGGUUUGCUUUUCCCUUCUGUCUCUUUUUGAAGCGAUGCAUGAUGAAGAAUCACCCUAUCGGACUCCACUGAUGGAUUUACGCCUUUAGAACUUGUAGGCAGCCAUUUGAUGAUUGGUAGAUCGCAAUCAUUUUAGUGCCAUCUUGGGUUUCCUCCCACUUGAGCCGCUAUUGAAAGUAAAAUCACACCCGUGCACUGUGAUAAAGGGUUUAUAAUAACUUGACAUACCGCUAUAUAAGCCUGUCAAGGUCAUAUCAGCCGUUCCAACAUUGAGAGCCUGUGCUGUUGCUCUCAACACUCCCAAAUCCCAAACACAUUGCAGACAUUCCGGAAAACACAGGAUGAAGGAAAUGAUGCAAUGCUUGCAGUAAAAAUAAGCAUUUACACAGAGCUCUUAUUAGCAAAAAUCGAGACUCUCUGAAUCUGUUGAUAAUUUAUCGGUGUGCUUUACAUUCAUUAUUUAUUUAAUGUCUCAAAACAGACGAAAGCUCUCUUGAAGUGUGAAUGUUUGUGAAUGGCCAAUUGAAACUGAAGAAGAAAAAAAAAAUCACGUGUUGAUUCUGUCUCUGGUUCGUCACUUGUACUCUGCUUGAUUGUAUAGUGAGUGAAACUGUGAUUAUAAAUUUGUAGAUAUAUUGUACAAUGGUCCAAUGUUUUUAAAGUCUUCUGUAUAUACGUAUGGCCUUUAAAGCGGAUUAAAUGAAAAUAUUAUGAUCACGCA
Danio aesculapii is the source of this 4987-nucleotide messenger RNA. It is a transcript of the gene ccdc186, whose product is annotated as coiled-coil domain-containing protein 186. Gene Ontology annotation, biological process: vesicle cytoskeletal trafficking. Lineage: Eukaryota; Metazoa; Chordata; Actinopteri; Cypriniformes; Danionidae. Gene Ontology annotation, cellular component: trans-Golgi network. Bases 133 to 3069 code for a protein of 978 amino acids. Gene Ontology annotation, molecular function: small GTPase binding. The record is from RefSeq and is a predicted model, not a curated record. The transcript is spliced from 17 exons.